Molecule: messenger RNA, 5352 nt
Organism: Morone saxatilis (striped sea-bass)
Lineage: Eukaryota; Metazoa; Chordata; Actinopteri; Moronidae
Gene: chd4b
Product: chromodomain helicase DNA binding protein 4b
Biological process (GO): chromatin remodeling; negative regulation of transcription by RNA polymerase II
Cellular component (GO): NuRD complex; chromatin; nucleus
Molecular function (GO): DNA binding; histone binding; ATP binding
Source: RefSeq, a predicted model, not a curated record
CCCUCCCUCCCUCGCCGACCGAGGAGCAAGGUUUAAGAGAGAGAGGGGGGGAUUAAAUCGAGCAAGAAGAAGAAGAAAUAAAAAAAAUAAAAUCAAAAAAAAACGCCAACGAUUUAAAAAAAAAAAAAUGUCGGGCAGCGAGGAUGAGAGGGAAGACUUUGGAGCCGUGGACGAGCACUCACUUCUUCACGGUGAGGACGAGCCGGAGGAUGCUGUGUCCGACGUGGACGAGGUACCCAAGUCCAAGAAGAAAAAGAAAGCCAAGAAGAGCAGCCGAGAGAGCAGGAGCAGCAAGAGGCAGAGACCCAUCAGAGAGGAGUUGCCUGUCAGCUCCCCAGAGCACCUGAUCGGAGUAGAAGCAGCAGAGAGGGAUGCAGACGAGGGAGGUGUGCGGUCAGAGAGCGAAGGAAGUGAUUAUGCCCCCGGGAAGAAAAAGAAGAAACGCUCCAGCUCAGCCAAAGAUAAGAAGAAAGGAGGUGCGGCAGCAGAGAAGGGAGGUUCAUCCGGCUCAAAGAGCAAACGCAAAGAACCAGAACCAGAAGAUGAUGAGGAUGAUGACGACGAUUGCCAGCCUAAAAGCUCCACCCAGCUGCUGGAGGCCUGGGGCAUGAAAGACAUUGACCACGUCUUUACUCAGGAAGACUACAGCUCCCUCACUAACUACAAGGCCUUCAGCCAGUUCGUUAGGCCUUUAAUUGCAGCUAAGAACCCCAAAAUAGCAGUGUCCAAGAUGAUGACUUUAAUGAUGGCUAAAUGGAGAGAAUUCAGCACCAACAACCCUCUGAAGGGUUGCGCCACUGCCAAUGCAGCCCUGGCAGCUGCCAAUGUGGCUGCAGCUGUGGAGAACAUGGUGGUGGCAGGGACAGACGGAGGGGCAGAGUCCGGUACUGCCACUUCACCCACACCUGCUCCUGCUGCUGCUCCGACACCUGCUGCACCGCCGGCAGCCCCAGCACCUCCCCUCCGCAAGGCCAAAACCAAAGAGGGCAAAGGUCCCAAUGCUCGCAAGAAGUCGAAGCCCGCGCCUAAACCCCCGCCGAAACCUAAACCUAAGAAGGUUGCUCCACUCAAGAUCAAACUGGGGGGCCUCAACAGCAAAAGGAAGCGCUCCUCUAGUGAUGAAGAUGAACCCGAAGUUGACAGUGACUUUGACGACGGGGGUUUCUCUGUGUCAGAUGGCUCCAACCGCAGCAGCCGCCCCAAGAAGAAACCCAAGAGUGCCAAGAAAAAGAAGAAAGUGGAGACGGAGGACGGCGAUGGCUACGAGACAGACCACCAGGACUACUGUGAGGUGUGCCAGCAGGGAGGAGAGAUAAUUUUGUGUGACACCUGUCCCCGAGCCUAUCACAUGGUCUGUCUGGACCCUGACAUGGAGAAAGCACCUGAGGGCAAGUGGAGCUGCCCACACUGUGAGAAGGAGGGGAUCCAGUGGGAGGCCAGGGAUGAGCUCUCUGAGGCCGAAGGGGAGGAUGAGGAAGACAGGAGGGAUGAACAGGAGGGAGAAGACGACCACCACAUUGAGUUCUGCCGUGUGUGCAAGGAUGGAGGGGAGCUGCUUUGCUGUGACACCUGCCCCUCCUCCUACCACAUCCACUGCCUCAACCCUCCUCUCCCUGAAAUCCCCAAUGGAGAAUGGAUCUGCCCCCGCUGCAAGUGUCCACAGAUGAAGGGCAAAGUCCAGAAGGUUUUAACAUGGCGAUGGGGGGAGCCGCCAGCUCCCACGCCUGUCCCUCGGCCUGCUGAUCUCUCUCCUGAUGCCCCUGAUCCCCCGCCGCUGGCGGGCCGCAGGGAGAGGGAGUUUUUUGUGAAAUGGUGCAAUUUGUCCUACUGGCACUGCUCCUGGGUGCUGGAGCUACAGUUGGAGCUGAACUGCCAGGUGAUGUUCCGUAACUACCAGAGGAAGACUGACAUGGACGAACCGCCUCCUGUGGAUUUUGGAGGUGAAGGUGAUGAUGAUAAAAGCACCAAGAGGAAGAACAAAGAUCCUCUCUUUGUCCAUAUGGAAGAGGAGUUUUACCGCUAUGGAGUCAAGAUGGAGUGGCUGAUGAUCCACCGCAUCCUCAACCACAGUGUCGAUAAAAAGAACAAUGUACAUUACUUGAUCAAAUGGAGAGAUCUGCCCUAUGACCAGUCAACCUGGGAGAGUGAAGACAUGGACAUCCCAGAGUUUGACACCUACAAACAGACAUACUGGAAUCACAGGGAGCUGAUGGUGGGUGAGGAGGGCAGGCCUGGUAAGAAGCUGAAGAAAGCAGUCAAAGUCAAGAAGGCAGAGCGACCACCUGCUAAUCCAGUUGUAGAUCCCACCAUCAAGUUUGAUCGGCAGCCUGACUACCUGGACAGCACAGGAGGCACUCUGCAUCCAUACCAGCUGGAGGGGUUGAACUGGCUGAGGUUUUCUUGGGCUCAGGCCACAGACACGAUUCUGGCUGAUGAGAUGGGUUUAGGCAAGACUGUGCAGACGGCUGUCUUCCUCUACUCAUUGUACAAGGAGGGUCACUCCAAAGGUCCCUUCCUAGUUAGUGCUCCCCUGUCCACCAUCAUUAAUUGGGAGAGAGAGUUUGAGAUGUGGGCCCCUGACAUGUACGUGGUGACCUACAUAGGGGACAAAGACAGCAGGGCUGUCAUCAGAGAGAACGAGUUUUCCUUUGAAGGAAAUGCAAUCCGAGGUGGGAAAAAAGCAUCUAAGAUGAAGAAAGACUCACCAGUCAAGUUCCACGUCCUGCUGACAUCGUAUGAGUUGAUUACCAUUGACCAGGCUGUGCUGGGGUCCAUUGAAUGGGCCUGUCUGGUUGUGGACGAGGCUCACAGGCUCAAAAACAACCAGUCCAAGUUUUUCAGAGUGUUGAACAACUACCCGCUGCAACACAAGCUGCUGCUAACUGGUACUCCUCUUCAGAACAACCUGGAGGAGCUCUUCCACUUGCUGAACUUCCUGACCCCAGAGAGAUUCAACAACCUAGAAGGGUUUCUGGAGGAGUUUGCAGACAUUGCCAAAGAGGACCAGAUCAAGAAGCUCCAUGACAUGCUGGGACCACACAUGCUCAGGAGGCUGAAGGCUGAUGUAUUCAAACACAUGCCUUCAAAGACCGAGCUCAUUGUUAGAGUGGAGCUGAGCCCCAUGCAGAAGAAAUACUACAAGUUCAUCCUAACACGUAACUUUGAGGCCCUGAACACUCGUGGAGGAGGAAACCAAGUCUCCCUGCUUAAUGUGGUGAUGGACCUGAAAAAGUGCUGCAAUCACCCCUACCUCUUUCCUGCAGCUGCCACAGAGGCACCAAAACUACCUAAUGGCAUGUAUGAGGGCAAUGCUCUGACAAAGUCCUCAGGAAAACUGAUGCUGCUUCAGAAGAUGAUGAGGAAGCUGAAGGAGGGCGGCCACAGGGUUCUGGUCUUCUCCCAGAUGACCAAAAUGCUGGACCUGCUGGAGGACUUCCUGGAGAACGAGGGAUACAAAUAUGAGAGAAUUGAUGGAGGAGUCACUGGAAACUUGAGACAGGAAGCCAUCGACCGCUUUAAUGCUCCCGGUGCUCCCCAGUUUGCUUUCCUCCUCUCGACCAGGGCUGGUGGUUUGGGCAUCAAUCUCGCCUCUGCUGACACAGUCAUUAUCUACGACUCUGACUGGAACCCCCACAAUGACAUCCAGGCAUUCAGCAGAGCUCACCGUAUUGGCCAGAACAGGAAAGUGAUGAUUUAUCGCUUCGUUACCAAAGCCUCUGUGGAGGAGAGGAUCACGCAGGUGGCAAAGAAGAAGAUGAUGCUCACCCAUCUGGUGGUGCGACCCGGUCUCGGCUCCAAGACAGGCUCCAUGUCCAAGCAGGAGCUUGAUGACAUCCUCAAGUUUGGAACUGAAGAGUUGUUCAAGGAUGAAAUCGGAGAAGGGGACAGCAAGGAGGAUGACAGCAGUGUGAUUCACUACGAUGACCACGCAAUUGACCGUUUGCUAGACAGGAACCAGGAUGCCACAGAUGACACUGAGCUGCAGAGCAUGAACGAAUACCUUAGCUCCUUUAAAGUGGCCCAGUAUGUGGUCAAAGAUGAAGACGAUGAGGAGGAGGAGGUGGAACGGGAGGUGAUCAAGCAAGAGGAAAGUGUUGAUCCCGAUUACUGGGAGAAGCUGCUGCGUCACCACUACGAGCAGCAGCAAGAGGAUCUCGCCCGAAAUCUGGGCAAAGGCAAAAGAACUCGAAAGCCAGUCAACUACAAUGACGGCUCCCAGGAGGACCGAGACUGGCAGGAGGAUCAGUCUGAUAACCAGUCGGACUACUCGGUGGCCUCGGAGGAGGGCGACGAGGACUUUGAUGAACGGAGUGAAGCGAAUGCCCGCAGACCGAACCGUAAAGGGCUGAGGAACGAUCGGGACAAACCUCUGCCUCCGCUGUUGGCAAGAGUGGGCGGGAACAUCGAGGUUUUGGGCUUCAAUGCACGACAAAGGAAGGCUUUCCUGAAUGCAGUGAUGCGUUAUGGGAUGCCUCCACAGGAUGCUUUCACCAACCAAUGGCUGGUUAGGGACCUCCGAGGAAAGUCUGAGAAAGAAUUUAAGGCCUAUGUGUCUCUGUUCAUGCGGCACCUUUGUGAGCCGGGAGCUGAUGGAGCGGAGACCUUUGCAGAUGGUGUUCCACGCGAGGGUCUGUCGAGGCAACACGUGCUUACCCGUAUUGGUGUGAUGUCACUUAUAAUUCUCAAACAGCUCGAGGAACUGCUGAGCGACAUGAAGGCCGACGUCACACGUCUGCCGGCAACCAUCGCCAGGAUACCCCCUGUCGCUGUGCGGCUGCAAAUGUCUGAGAGGAACAUCCUCAGCCGACUGGCCAGCCGGGGCCCCGAGGUCACCGCUCAGAACCAAUCACAGACUUCACAGCAGAUGCAGGUGCCGCGCUGACCAACCACCUUGCACGUUUCCCACUCAGACUGAGGCCAGUCGCUCUCACCUCACCGCCAUGUAGCAGACGUCCUUCCUCUCAGCCCCCAUGUACAGCACAGUCAGGUUAGUCCUCCUCGUUCUGCACCCAUAGCCCAUCUCCGGACUCAGAAGAGCAUCAGCUGUGCUGCUGGACUUUGAUUUGGAAAGACUGGAACUGUAGAUGUAGGAUGGGAGUGAAUGGAAGAGUCACUUCUUUCUGUGGCAGACUAGAGACAAGUCUUUCUCCUCCACUGGGAUUCAGAUUUAACUCCUAUAACCUAAGCACUGUCGAACUGCGGGAUGCUCCACUGACCUGUCCUGCUCUGUCUUCACAGCAGGGUCAAACGUGUGUGUGUAACUAUAUGUAACAUGAAAGCUGAAGAAGCAGCAUGUUUGGAGUAUACUGGUGCUUUGUAGUAAUUUUUUGGAUUAUUAAAGAAUUCAAGGGA